Messenger RNA from Scophthalmus maximus (turbot), 6206 nucleotides. RefSeq names its product inositol-trisphosphate 3-kinase A (gene itpka). Gene Ontology annotation, biological process: inositol phosphate biosynthetic process. The coding region runs from base 2093 to 3475 and encodes 460 amino acids. Gene Ontology annotation, molecular function: inositol tetrakisphosphate kinase activity; inositol-1,4,5-trisphosphate 3-kinase activity. NCBI's taxonomy places the organism in Eukaryota, Metazoa, Chordata, Actinopteri, Pleuronectiformes, Scophthalmidae. The transcript is spliced from 7 exons. The record is from RefSeq and is a predicted model, not a curated record. Gene Ontology annotation, cellular component: cytoplasm; nucleus.
AUGGUAAAAGGUGAUGGGAUGGAUGAUUUUUUUCUAUAAAAAGGAAAACAAUACAAAUACAAAUCCUCUCAGGCAAUGACAAUACUAAAGUAAGUUGGAUUAGACUUACAUCAAUAAUGCUUCCACAACCACGGCAUUGCACAUUUUCUCUCAAUUCUCAUGAUUAAACUCUGGAAUCUAGCAUAAUCAAACACAAAUCUAUAUUAACAUUCAAAUAAUAUCUGCCAUAUAUUACUAAAUAAACAUUUUAAAGGAGUAACAGCCAUCUGAACUCACAUCCAUUGAUGCCUUUGUUCUGCCCGAAUUGUUUGGAGGGAAAAAGAGGGUUCAGGCCUUCAGGGCCUGCUUUUGUUUGAGGGGUGUGGUCAAAUUAGGAGUGGCUGGCUGCAUGUAGGGUGGAGUCCUGGGAUUUUAAAAAUAGGACUAAUAAAAAUACAUAAAUAAUAAUGAUAGUAACUUGGAUUUAUACAGUGCCUUUUAAGGUACCCAAGGCAUCUUUACAGAGUUUGGAAAAUAAAUUUGAAACAACCCAAGGACAGAAAAUACAAGUAGGGAAGCUGGGGGUGAUGACACUUUGCAGCUUGCAGACAUGCUGCAGGUGUGGUGUCCAGUCCAGAGUCGGCACCUCAGCUCCUGCUGCUUGACCUCGUCUGUGAGGAUCACCCUGUUUAAAACCCCACAGCCACUCAGCAACUGGGAGACAGUGAUGCCCGAAACCAGUGUCGACCACAUCACCGGGGGAGAUGUAAAAGAGGAGAUGUGAUAUGAGGUGAGAAUCUGACAAACUACUGAAUGGCUUUAUACAAUCAUGUUAAUCUACAACUUCCCGGAGGUUUUUGGCCAAUAGAGCAAUAUUUUUGAUGAACAGGUCCCUGUUCAAGAGAUGCACCAGCAGUUUUAGGCUAUUUCACUGCCUGACAGUUGGUGGCAGUAAUGAGACAAUAAUGUGCUCACUAACAUGGGUGUAAUCAAAAGUAUUUUUCACAAAUAUUCCUUCCAGCAAAUGUUCUUUGUUGAAGGAAAUGAAAUGAUCAUUUUGGUCAAGUUCAGACAAUGCCUUUUACGUGAAAAGUGUUUGCACACUUAUUAUAGUAUUUGGCUUCUUGAAAAACGUAUGAUUUGCCAUCUAUAACAUGGCAUUUGGCUGAGUUAUUAUUAUGAUAUUUAUGUUGUUGAAUUAAGUUGCAGUUAAAGAGUCCUGGCUGCAUAAUAUUUGCAACUAUUACUAAGGAAGCCUUUUAUUUGACACCUUCAGUACAUCAGCCAUUCACUCAAAUGAUGGGCUGCAACGAUGUACUGUUUUUACUUUGUGAAUAUAACAAUGACCUUUAGUGGCUGAAGUCUCACCAUAGAAGAAGAAUACAAAACUGUAAUGAAAGGAAGUGGGAACAAAUAUUAAUUCAAAUAUAAUUGAAUCUAUUAAAAUCCUCCAGAUUAUCGGAGAUCAAGAGCUGCACAGCAGCGUCUCCUCGUUGAUAAAAAUUGACUUGAUAAUAAGAACUAGUGUGAACCUCGUACACUUUGCAGACAGGGUAAACUAAUAAUGAUGGCAUUUUUCUUCGACUGUAGAAACAUUCUUCUGCUCAUCUUACUUAAGUCCGAAAAUCGACAUAGCUGACAUCUGCCACAUGUUCCUGCGCACGGUCCACUGCGCAGUUUACAUCUUGUUUGAUUAAACUUUGAGCAGGAUGACUCUGAUUUGUUUGUGAAGGUUGAGGUCUUUUGUCAAAAAAAAAAAAAGAAAAAAAAAUCAGCCAGGAAGCGAGAGAGAUAAUGCGGAAGAUAGUAAACCUUGUACAGUUGUGUAUGGAGCGCGCGUGCAGUAACCACGUUGACGUGCGACACACACACACACACACACACACAGAGGUUCCCUUCAGCGGCGGUGCGCACAGAGCAGACGGACGCAUUCACGUGUGAAACCUUGGAGAAGAACGAGGAAGUGGCGCAGCGUACCGACUUGAACAGGCGACGUCUCGUCUAAAGUGCGUCCGAAGUCUGUCAAAGUGAAAUGAGCAGAUUUGAGGGUUGAAGUGGAAAAAGCAGCCGUGCGCUUCUCGUGGUGCGCUCGAACCGCGGACUGAGCUCCCCGAUGCCCAAAGGGAGCAAGCGGAAGACAUCCAAGGACGUCGGGCUCCCGGGGACGGCAUCCACUAAUGCCGGCUCUCGCCUGGAGGGACGAACCUCCGCGAAGUGCCAGCAGGUCUGCGAUGAGCUCCUCCAGGACGCCGCUCCUGUCCCGCCGUCGCCCGCAACUGGUGCGCCGCGUGUGAUGGAUGCGCGCCGGGUCCCGCAGGUCACCAUCACCCCGGAGGGAGGCGGCUCCUCCCGGGAGAUGCAGCAGGAGGACUGGGAAGAUGCGGCGGACGGUGCCCUGCGCAGGAAACUGUCCAACUCCUCCAUCUCCUCCACGGGCUCCUCGGCUGUGGAGUCCGAAGAUGAUUUACUCAGCGACAACGAGAGCAAGAGCAAAGGCAUCAUCACCCUGGAGCAUCUGGUGGACACCGGGGAGAGUAAGCCGUGGUGGAAGUUAAAGACGAUUGUUCAAUGGCCAUUCAGCGCUACACAGAGGAGAAAACUAAACUGGGUUCAGCUCGCUGGGCAUAAAGGUAACUUCAAAGCGGCAGGUGAGGGCACCAUCCUGAAGAAAUUCUCAGAAAACGAGAUGCAGUGUUUCGAGAAGCUGAGGGAUGACGCGCUGCUCCCAUUUGUUCCUGGUUACCAUGGUGUUGUGGAAAAAGACGGAGAGUCUUUUCUCCAUAUGACUGACCUGCUGGAAAACUUUGACCUUCCCAAUGUCAUGGACUGUAAGAUGGGAGUGAGGACAUACUUGGAGGAGGAGCUUGUUCGAGCACGAGAACGGCCCAAGCCGAGGGAGGACCUGUACAAGAAAAUGGUGGAGGUGGACAGCGAAGGGCCGACUCCCCAGGAGCAUUCCCAACAAGGCGUCACCAAGCCACGCUACAUGCAGUGGAGGGAGACCAUGAGCUCCACCAACACCCUGGGCUUCAGGAUAGAAGGGAUCAAGAAAUGUGACGGUACAUGUCGAACUGACUUCAAGAAAACCAGAUGGAAGCAGGAUGUCAUCCAGGUGUUCAAGGACUUUGUUGGAGGGGACGUUAACAUCAUGAAGUCUUACCUGAGCAGACUGACGGAGAUCCGGCAGGCGCUAAAGACAUCAGAGUUCUUCAAGCGACACGAGGUCAUUGGCAGCUCUCUCCUCUUUAUCCAUGACCACACGGGCAAUGCACAGGUCUGGAUUAUUGACUUUGGCAAAACCACAGCGUUACCAGUGGGCCAGAUGUUGAACCAUGACAUUCCCUGGCAGGAAGGCAACCGGGAGGACGGUUACCUGUGGGGGCUGGAAAACCUCAUCCAAACAUUGGAGUCUGUAAGCAACAAAGGGACCAGUGAACAAACCUUUUGCUCAAUUACCAAAGAAAAAAGCCAGACUGUAGAAACAGAUGGCCAGUGACAUUUGACUUAUAAAUGUUUGCAAUGAACUCAAACUAUUUUAAUGGACACCGAAUAGAGACACUGAGGGAAGUAUGCUGAUUUGCUUCAAGAGCUCUAUGAGCAAUGAUAAAAGCUUAUUGAAAUAUUAGAAGACAGUGGGGCAGUGGGCAGAUACAAUCAACCCCCACAGUAAUUCCCAGGUCUGGCUUUUACAAUUUCAGCAAGAGACCAUAUUUGGCAAAGAAAGGUUUGGUGCUGAAAUUCAAAUUAAAGACAGCAUAGAAACAGAACAGAGAGGAGAACAGAGUCUUUCACUAGUUUGAGCAGAUGAACUGACACUAAUUCAACUUCCUUGGACAAAAGUGAAAGUGUAGCCUUUCAGUUAAGGGGUGUGAUGUAACAUGUGAAGGUAAUGCUCAGGGGAAAAACAAUCAAAAUUAAAUCAAGGAGAGUCAAGUCGUCAUUCCAUUACCCUUCAUGUUACAAACCUGAGUGUACUAUUAAAGCACAAUUUAUUUUCAUUAUGAACCUUGGGCAUAGUCCUCAAAGUUAUAGGACUACGACUAUAACACAUUCUCAGUAUGGUACUUCAUAAUGAUAAGACUUUAUUAUUUUGUAUUGUAUUGUUUAUCAAUUUAUAUUUCUUUUAUUGAUUUUAUUUGUGUAAUCAAACCUGUAAAUAUUUUUCAUUUCUUGUGUGUUUGCAGAUACAGAUGCAGCACAAUUUAUUUGUCUGGGAACGUAUGAAAUUGAUGAAAAAUAUACAUGGAAUUAAAGGGGACAGUGCAGUUUUCUUUGUAGUUUUCCAUAGCAAAACACUAUUUAUGGGUAUUUCAUAUAUUUGUCAGGACUGACGCCUGUACCUUUCUUCUUAUUGGUAGUAAACUGUGUGUAAAUGAUCAAACUUACACAAAUGAGAUAAAUAUAUGCUGAUUUAUUUGGGGCACAGUUAGGUAUGAUUAAAGUGUGAAAGACCAUAUUGCAUAGAAUGUCUUUGCACUAUUGUUUGAGGCAUAACACCCUCAGCUACUUAAAGAAUACAGGGGAAAAAAACUUUGACUGUCAAUCUACCAGGCCUUAAAAAAUAUACACUGAGCAAAACAUGUUUUUUUUCUCUGUAAAAUAUAUUCCACUGUAAUCAACAUUUGUGUGGCUCAAAGACAGAAAACUAUUCCUUUUAGUAAUUUACCUUUUCUGAAGAUGUUAUUUUCAAGUGGACUGUGGAGAAUAUAAGCUAAACCCUGACUAAUAUCAGCAGGCCUCAACAUAAAAACAUACAGAAAGCUAAUAAAACCCUUAUAUACUGUAAAUUUAACUAUUCGUUCAACAUAUUGAAAAAUAAAUUAUCAAAACGUUUAAGCUCAAAACACAGACAAAUAUCGGAGUACAACUAUUAAAUGGAUUAAACAAGAAUAACCUGAAAAUAUAAAAUCGUCAAACAGAGAUUUUCACAAUUGAAUCUUUGAUUAAUCAUAGAAGACUGAGAUACCUGCAGCAGCAUGUUUGGCAUUUCAAAGCUGAAUACCUCCCCUUGCUGAGUAAACAACUACCCCAGCAGCUGCAGAGUCGUGUGUCGAAUGGCAGUGAUUAACUAGAAGUACAUAUUCAUCACAAACAAUAAAUGGAUACAGAAAAUGUCAAAUAAAUGACAAAAUGGCUACAAAUGUAAUUGGUUAGUCCAGUGUAAGGAAGUGAGUACAAAAAUAGCAAUAGCAAUAUGUUCACAGGUCAGGUCGUCAAAUUCUAAAUGUUUGGACAUUCACGAAGCCCCCUGCGGUCCAAGUAGAUACGGGGACAAAAUCAAAGUCAAAUCGAGAUUUCUGCGGUUUGGUGGGGAAAAAGAAGUGACUCACAGAACAUCCACCCAGACAUUUUAAGCCACAAAGAGUCGGUGCUAAGCACAAACCAUUCACUGCCUUAAAGGAAUUCUUCCACAUUUUGGAAAAUAUAACAAUUUGCUGUCUUCUGCUGGGAGUAAAAUGAGAAGAUUGAUUGAUGUACACAGUGUGAGCUACAGCCAACAUUCAGUUAGCUUAGCACAAAGACUGGAAGGAGGGGGGGGGGACCAAUGUAAAAGACAGACAACAACAAAUGGUGUUAAGAGUUAGUGUGCCUUAAAUGUGCUGGUAGGUAUUGUGUAACUGGUUCCCAGUCGUAAUAUGCUAAGCAAAGCAGCUGCUGGUUGUAGCUUAAUAUCUUCAGUACCGACACAAGUGAGACACGUCUUCUCACAAACACAACCCAUGAGACAAUAUCAGCACGCUGUGAGCACAAAAGCUGAGGUCGCUCACAGCGUCGACGGGGAGAGAGUAAAAAACAUUCAACCAUCAGUCAGAGGGGGAUAAAUGAGGCUAUUUGUGUCAACAAACAAGGCUUACAAUCUCCUUCUGUGAUCGCAUUACUUAAAUUCCAUUCUUAGGCCAUGUGAUGAUAACAAACCGAACCAUCUCCAUGACAACUGAGCAACCUCAUCUUAAAAGGAAGUCCAGGAGAUGGGGCUGAAGGCUUAAAAAACACCACGUAAGUGAACACCAUGGUGACAGUUUUUGUUUUCCAAGGUCAAGAAUCAAAACUCCGGGCAAAAGAUCUUCCUCUAUGACAUUAUCUAGGUUAUUGCAGUAGUUUGGGAGGAUGUGUUUUCACAUUAUUUGGGAUGAAAGCAAAUCAGGUAACUAGUACUACAAGUUUAUAUUUGACUAUUUCUACAAACUCUGCUGAAAUGAAAACUUCUAAUAAAGCACAUUCUUUGA